Messenger RNA from Porites evermanni, 8033 nucleotides. The record is from the annotation of a GenBank genome assembly. Lineage: Eukaryota; Metazoa; Cnidaria; Anthozoa; Scleractinia; Poritidae.
CAGGCGUUGUUAAUAAUACCCCUAAUUCCCUUCGCGCCCACCGUUUAAAAUGGCCUCCGCAAAGUACAACUUUUUAUUCGCUGUAAGUUUAAGAAAAAAGACCCAUUGACAGACCAUGAAGAGAGGCCAGACCCAUCAACAUAUUCCCAAGACGCUUGAAAACGCUGGAGAGUUCCGAAUGUUUAUCUAUGAGCUGACAGAGUCGAAAAUAUUCAGUGUCAGUAUUUUGUUUGUAAUACUUCUCAACACUGUAAUUUUGGUCAUUCAAACCGAUGAAGCGUUUUCUGUGAAAGCAGGUAGGUGUUAGAUUCAUAUUGCUUUUUUUAGUUGCUAGCAAUUCUUGUUGGUUUUCCCUUAAUAUUACAAGUUGCCAAAUGUACGUGAUUUUUUUCUCUGAAUUUGAACAACUAGGAUGGCCUCCAAGUUCAAAAAUAGAAAGGAAAGCUUUUCGUAUGUUUGCCUUCUUCAUAAGACGUCUCGAACUAGGAAAUUUUACGAUGUUGACAAAACCGGAUUCGGAUCAACCUCUAGACCCAUCGUAUUUCAGUGAGGUAGAGGCGAGCAGUCUCUCUUCUGCUCGAAAAUCCGUGAAUUGAAGCAUUUUUGUAGAGCAAACGAGACUGCUCGCUGUCUUUUACAGACAAUCAAAGAGAAACGGCGUGACGAACGGUUUCAAGCCCAGGGUCUCGAGGAUGCUAUAUUACAGUGAUUUUUUUUCGAUCCAGUUUUUGUUCAUUCUUGUGAACUGAUUGUUUGUAGCUGUUCAUUUGUACCAAUAAGUGUGAUCCACGUGCAUAGUGGUUAGUGAUUUUCUUUGUUGUUGUAUAUUUUUUUGUCUGUUUUGUUUGCUUGUUGGAGUAUAGACUUUGCCGUUGCAGUUUUACAUGAACUCGAUACUUGCUCACCAAAUUUCGGAUUUGAACUCGUUUCUGGAAAUUCCCGACAAAUGAAAGCAAAACAAUAAAACUGUAAAUUAACGAAACAAAACAGACUUUUGUACCAGCUUCGCCUUGAGCUUGAGCGGGGACACUCGCGACACAGUAUGCAGGAGGUUUAUACCGUUGGAAAUCGCAAACGGAAGGAGACAGUUUUGUUGUAAUUUGUUUUAUUUUUCCUUUAGGAUGGUAUCUCUCUGCUUUAGACAAUGUGUUUCUGGCCAUCUACUUUAUGGAGAUUGUUUUAAAACUGUAUGCUCUUCGUUCAUAUUUUUUCAAGACAGGAUGGAACAUCAUGGGUAUGCAUGGUUUAGACAUGUUUAACUUCGGUAAAUUCGACAUCACCGUUUUCAGUGGAGGCGUGAAGAAAUUGAAAUAACAUUAGUUUCUUAUUCAGAGUUUCAAACUUCAAACUUUUCAUGCAAUCAGCGGUUCCAAGUCAGCUCACAAAGUCACGAAAAGCUCGGGGAGUUGAAACUGACGCGGCUUAUAAUAUAAGUGGCACACAGUUCACCAAUUACGUUCCGGUGUCCGUCCUCCCUGGCUCCUGUUUAGUACCUUUAGUUCUCAUUCGAAAAUUGUUAAGUCUUGGUCAACUAUAUUUUCCGUGUAGUGUGUUUAAACGGCAUCUUUUGGCAAUCAUUGCCUUAAACUUAUCCAGAUGUGAACUAAACGUUUCGUCAGCUAGAGAUCAAGAAAUGAUCUUUAUAUUUCCAUUCUGCCUUUGUUUUUUAGGUUAGUUCGCUUAACCUUAUUGAGACACUUUACCUAAAAUGCUUUCAAAAACAGAAAUCGCAAUUUCAAUUUUUGAUUAAAUACAAAAAUUCACGACUCAAAAAGAAAAUGAAGUUUUGUUUUUCAUGUUUCUUCUUCUUCUUCUUCUUCUUGUAGACUUGUUGAUUGUGCUUUUUACCAUGGUGGAUUUCUUGCUACCACUGAUCGUUCAGAAUGUCGGAUCCUUUGAUGUUGCAGCCAUUUUUAGAUUACUGCGCAUGUUCCGAGCUAUCCGAGCGCUGAGGGCACUACGGGUACUGCGGACUAUAAGGUCAGAAAGUUCAUACACAGAUGAGUGUUUCUUGGGUAGGGACGAGGGACAUGUGGAACUGGAUUACUUUAAUUUAAAUUGCGGGGUGUCCUGUUUUGGGCUAACGAUAAAUAGCAAGUGUGAAAGUUGGUUUCACUUGAAAAUUUCAUUUGUCAAAGAAGUCCGUAAUCAGUUUUUAGAAAACGUAACCUCAAUUUCUCCAUACAUUUUCUGUAAUUUUGAUACUGUAGAAUUACAGAAAAUUUAUGGGAAUAUCAAGGUUUUCUGACUGAACUGAUCACAGACUUCUUUGCUCUCCAGAUUUAAGGUAUAGCUUCUUUGAACUCCUAAGUUACUCUUUUCAAAGAGAAAGCAUCAAAUAUAUGAAUUCAAGAAGAAUUAGGAGGCUUUGAAUUCAGCACAAAUCUUUAAAUUUCCCUCCAUCUUGCCCUGAUUACCCAUGAUGCAACUAUGAGCGUGAACUCCUUUACUAGUGAUUUUACGCAACAGGACAGAAGAGUAAAGAAGGCGGCAAACGUUGCGUAACAAGCUUGACAAUAAUUUUGUCUGUUAAAACCUUCCGCCAAACUCCACCUUCCUUGCUUUGAACAGGUCUUUUUGUAAACGACCGGAAAACAUUUAGCGUAAAAUGGAGACCACGACAAAACACGCAAGUGAUAGCCCUGUCACGCUUGUCACACACACCCGUUUUGCCGUCUUCUUCUUCCUGCCGUCCUGUUGCGUAAACUCACUAUUCUAAGUGGAGGGAGCGAGUUAUCAAAUGUUAGAAGUUUUAUCAUUUUAUCGGGAGAGGGCUUAACCUCCUUAAAUCAAGAACCUUGCUAACUUUUCUGGUGAGUCUAAAGUACAAUGACGCUCUCUGGAGAAGCUUUCUGGGGUGUAUAUUUUUUGAGAAUACGCGAUAAAACUUUCAAUCAAAUCUCGUACUCGUAGUCUUUCUCGUCCUCGAAUCUAAAGGUCUCUAAUAUUGAUUCGUUUCCGCAGAUUUUUGAAAAAUCUUCAAGUGAUCAUGACAACAAUUCUGAAGUCAUUCCGAGCUCUGAGUACAAUCGUUAUGCUUCAGGGACUAUUUCUUUGUAUCCUUGUAACGGGUCAGGUCCGGCGGGGAUGGGUGGGGGGGUGGGGGGCGGGUUGGGUUGUACUCUCUUAUAUAAGCCAUAUAGGUAUGUGCCGCCCCAAAGAGUAUGGUUUUUGCGCCGUUUCGGUCUCAAAACGGGUAUAGAAUUUGCCCAUUUUGGUCUGGAAACGGGUAUGGUUUUCGAGCGAGCUACUGGAGGUUUGAAUGUAUUGGUCGUUUCAAUUCCAAAUGAAUAAGAAAGAAAGAGUAAUAUGCAAAUUCGAAAUGGAUAUUAAGAAAUCUUUUUCCUGGCGCUCUAAUAUGAGUAAUAAAGAAAGGAUUUUUUGGAGACCAGGUAUGAAAUCGGGUAUGGAUUUUAAAGGCUAGGUCUAAAGGUGUGAAAAAUCACAGUUUUUAGUCUGAAAUAGGGUCAGGAUUUGAAGAACCGGGCGGCACACUCCCACCAAAAAUUCCUAGGAGUACCUCUCCCCCUCCCGCCCCAGCAUAUGCGGUAUAGUGUGAAAAUAGCCUUAGGCGUUCUGACUGGAUGAAACAACAGAUAAUUGUAGUUAUACAGUUGUUCCUCCUUAAGUAUUACGCUGUACAGACAUGUUUGCGGUUAUAGGGCGCGGGCUGUUUUAUGAAGUCGCACCCACAAGAUUUGGCACCUUGGGAAAAGCCUUCUUCACGCUUUUCCAGCUCAUAACGCUGGAUGACUGGUUUUACAUGUACAGUGAUGUCGUCGCCAAGAGCCCAGGUUUUUAUUGCCACCCACGCAGACGUCCUAAGUGGUUGGUCACUUGACUACAAGCCAAAAGGACGUCCGUGUUAGACUGCACUAUUUGCAAACGUAGAAGUGAAUUUGUGUUUUUGUUCCGUCAAUCAUUUGAGUGGAGGUGGGGUUGAUGCAAAUCACAACGCCACUUUAAGUUGCCUUGUGAUUCUCAGUUUUGUUUUUGCGGCAAAUUUGCCGCAAGAACAAAACUGAGAAUGACUCUAGACUGUUCAAAAAUAACGAAGGAAAUCGCGAUUGUGAGUGGAAUUUUUUUUCUUGGCUAUACAGUCGUAAGAAAGAUCACGAAAAUCUUCGAAUCAAACUAGUCGAUUAUUGCCCAAAACAGGACGCUCACAAGCAACGAACCUUGAAAUACAGACCCCCCCCCCCAAAAAAAAAAAAAAAAAAAAAAAAAACUUUUUUCUGGGUAUCAGAGGCGAAAAAAAAUACAAAAAAAUUUCAAAAAAAAAUGGGCGAUUUUUACCCAAAACAGGCACCCACAAAAAAAAAAAACAUGAAAACAACACCCCCCCCCCCAAAAAAAAAAAAAAAAAAAAUUGAAAUCCACCCAUCACAAAUCACAAACCAUGACCUUUUUGGCGUUCAAGUGAACAUCUGUUCCCUAAGAGGUCCGCUAGGAUGAUUGACGGAACAAAAACCCCAAAUUCCUUCGAAGUUUGCAAAACUCGCAGACGGCUUUUGACACUUUAAUAAAGUUUCUAUCUAUCUAUCUAUCUAUCUUAUGUAGAAUUCCCCGCGCCUCCCCUCCCUCUCUUCCCACCCCUCUCCUAGUACGAUGAAUACCCUGUUAAGAGUUUACGACCAGUUUUGGGCCACAACACCCCGUAACGCGACAACUAAAGCUCACGAUCAGACUUUCUGUUUACUUGUCGUUGUUAAAUCUAUAUUGCGCCUGAGUGUACCAUAACUGGUUAAGAGGCUGAAAAAAAGCUAAAGCUUUGUUUCUUGUUCUUUCUGAACAGGACACGGCUAUAUCAUCCUGUAUCUUAUCGUCUACAUUGUCCUGGAAAACUUCAUCUUCAUGAAGUAAGAAUUUUAACAACCAUAUUUCAUGAAAAGUUAUUCUGAUUAUUUCUUAAUGUACAAAUUAUCUUGCAGUUGAGGCAAACCUGUCAAAAGAUUUCUAAAAAUACCAAAAAUUGAGAAAAAAAAAUGGCUUGGGGUGGUGGAAGCCUAAGUAAAUUUAACAAACGACAAACGUAUGUUGAAAACUGUGACAUUUACAGGUUUCUAUCAAAGUUUUCAAAUAUUUCUUUACCUCUUGGUUUUAUGCUUGUGUAAUGUAGUUUGAAAGGGAUCUACAAUUUUAAGCAUUUCUAGUUUCUAUCAAGCUCCUUGUUAUUUCCUGUAUUCUUCGCUUUUAUAUGAAAUAACAAUGGAGUUACUCACUUACCCAAUCUUCCAAGCCCCUAGUAAGGCAAAAAGGUCGCACCUAUCACCUUUCCAGAUCUUUUGCUGUUUUCCCAGCUUCUCCCCACGCAGAUGCCAUUUCCCUCAUGUACCUGACUUUUAAAGAUCCCGGGAGAAAUGAGAUACACGUGCGAAGAAGAAGUUGUGACUGUCAGGAAUAGAUUUCACUAUCAACUUGAAGUUUGCUGGGCAUGGUGGUUUAAGUUUAUUAUAAUUAUUAAUAUUAAUAUUAUUAAUAUUAUCAUUAUUAUUUUAGUCCUGAUAAUUGUGUCUAUUUGAAACAGAUACUGGCUUUAAGUUUUUCCUAUGAUAUAUGUUAAUAUAAAAGUAUUUACCGCGUUUCAGCUUGUUCGUGGCAGUGCUGGUAGAUAAUUUUCAAAGAACAAUAACAGCAGUGGAAGUAAAACCACACAAGAAACAAAGUGGACUGCAAUUCAAAAGUGUUUUUGAAGAGGUAUGUCAUGUAUUACCACUGUAAGGUAGGUUGAGUCCUGAUAAAGGGGCUGGAAGCAGGCGGGGCGGGGCGGGGGGGAGGGCAGAGAGGUCCAAAACUCCCGGUUCCUGUUCCUUGCAUUGCCGCUUCCCAGUCCUUUUUUAAAAUACCGUAUUUUCUUGGCUUCCUUCUUUUAGCAGAUCGAUUGCAAAAUAUUAAGCAUUUUUGCGUUAUUUUCUCCUGUUUCUCUCUCUACCCACCCAUUGAGAACCUUCACCUCUCGCCCUUCCCUCUUCCGCCUCGCGUACCCCUCCGGCCCCCUACAUUCCCAAAGUCCCACCUCCUGUCCUUCCCCACGAUCAGCGAGAUAUUAUUAGUGAUAUUUUUUCGUAUCUCCAUGUUUGAUUACCAGGUGCAGUUGAGUGAUCACGCUGCGAGUGCGUACUCAUUUUCAGAUGAUUAUGACGAUUUUGAAGGUGAUGCAGCGUUAUUUCAGUAGCCCACUAUGUUAGCUGUUAGUGUUGACUGUAUUCACCAGUAUUUAUGCCAGCCAAUAAAUUCUAUUCAUUUCUUCGUCUAUUUAUAAGGACAAAGCAAUCUGGAAUAAAAUUAUUGUCUGGAAAGAUAAUAGUUUUAAAACGGAUACACGUGAUAAAGGUCGGAAGGAAAAUAAAACUUCUCAAUCCCUUUUUGGCAGAGGAUGAGGAUGAAGAACAAGAAAUAAGGAUUGUUAAAAGAGUGGAGGAUUAUUACCCCGAAGAUAAGUUCUCUGCCAGGUAUGAAUUAAAAGCGACAAAACAGGGCUUUUAUUUCAACAGGAAUUGUUUGCGAGAGGUUUUUUUUUUGUUCUGUAUCAUUGUAAGAAAAAGAAAUGUAAACUUUUAGUUGUUUACCAAUGGAACACGUUUAAACAUGUCCGUACGUUCCAGAUGGAAUUGGAAUUUGAAAUUGUUGGUUUUGAGGAAAGGGGAAAACCGGAGUACCCGGGGAAAAAUCUUUAGGAGUACAGGAGAGAACCAACAACAAACUCAACCCACAUAUGGCGUCGACGCCGGGAUAUGAACCCAGGCCACAUUGGUGGGAGGCGGAUGCUCUCACCACUGCGCCACCAUUUCCCCUGGUCCUUUACUUUUGCCAAGAAAAGCAAAAGGAAUGAAGCGGAGCAAACAGGAUUCAGAUAGGUAGAUUUAGCUACAAGGAUAAGAGUUUUCAAUACCAACCGUGCCUCAUUCUAAAAAGGUUAAUCCGUAAUACGCAGGAUUCGUAAAGUCUUGAAUUCUUGUAAAAGUCUUGUAAUUUGCCUUGAGUUUUUUUUUUCAAAGCUGCAACCAGUGGUUUAAAAGUGAAUUUUUUUUCGUUUUGUUCAAAUGUUAUUCAAUCUUGCCCGUACGUUUGCAGCGCACCAUGAAAAACUCUUUGUUCCUGCGUUUUUUAAGAUCUCUAUUGAUCACCUAUUCAAAAACCUUGAGUCUGGAAAAAGGAAAUUACUGUUUUGAAAAAAAGUUUUCAUUCAUAUGUUAUAGGGAGCGAGCGUUGAUCAAUGAUUACUUUACCCUACUUGCGUCUUUGGAGUACAACAUGCAAGAGAUACAAAAAGUACAAAAACUCGUCAACGACCUGGUGGACAUAACAGUUACGGUACGGUAAUGCGUAAAUAAGAAGUUGUAAAUAAUUCCCCUCGUUUCACACGUUCAAAACGUUAGAGCUAACUGAGUGAGGAUCUACUGAGUAAACACAAUUCUCCAGUCUCCAUUUCUCUCAAAGGAACAGUGAAUUUUCAGUAGCAAGUGAUUUAUCAAGAUUAAAACACGGAGAGCGACCGAGUAGUUUAGAAUUGAAAAAGAAAGGCCUAUUUUUCAGGCUAGUAUUACAGGGUUUUAAAAUCACUCCCAUGGAAGUAUUCAUUUCUACACGGAUGCUUGCAUUAGGUGUUGGAUUAUAUUGUGUUAAAAUCGUUGAUAGGUCAUGCAAGAUUUAAAAGCAUUUGCCAGACAUUUAUUUCCUAAGCCAUUUCUUCCAGAAUUAUUAAGAAUUUUCUAAGAGGAGGAAAGAUGUUUCUAAACCUUAAAGGUCGGUUCAACUUUAGUUAAGUUUGACCCAUAAUGAAAGUUAAGUAAUAUAAAUGUGAUAUAUAAGUUAUCAUUGAAUUCGGAUUUCUCUUGUAUUCAACAGAUACCUGACGUACCUGAAGAGUUAAUUUAAUUCACUUUAAGACCAACAUUCAAUCCAGCCAUUUUCAAACAUUCUAUUGAGGACUUUCGGAUUCACAAUAAACUUGGUCUUUUUUGUCCUUUCUUAUAAAGUUUUAGAUACAAAGUUGGAAGAUAUCAUGCAUUAAGCCUUUUAUACUAUGUUUG